UGCAUACGCCAUGCCGCCGCUCCAUCCCCCCUCCAUCAAUCUCUCCUUCUACAUCCAUUACCACUGCCGCUUUCCGCUACACCUCUACGCUGCGACAUCGAUCCUGUGCUUUCAAUUGCUCUAUUCCGCGUGCUUCGACAAAAAUUGUCUCUUCGCUCUCCAAUUUGUCCUCUCGCCUAUUGCCCCAGGCAAUAACGUGCGAUCAAAAAAAGGAAGGCAUCCCUCCGUGCCUGCACUGCACAACAAAGACGUCUAGUCUUCUCUACAAUCCUUCCUUCUUCCAGCCUCUCUACGAACUCUCUCGAAACCAGCAUUAGUGCGGGCAUCUCCUUCCCCAGCACAGAGCUCUAGCGACAACAUACCCAUUUCAUUCGUUUCCUUCUCAUCAGUCACACAAAUGCCGGCGCCAAAGAACCGAAAGGUGGCCAUUGUUGGCAGUCGUUCUGUUGGCAAAUCAUCAUUGGCAGUCCAGUUCGUAGACGGCCACUUCGUUGACAGUUAUUACCCUACUAUCGAGAAUACCUUCAGCAAAACGAUUCGCCACAAGGGACAGGAAUUUGCGACAGAAAUUGUCGAUACUGCAGGACAGGAUGAAUACAGUAUUUUGAACUCGAAACACUUCAUCGGCAUCCACGGCUACAUGCUAGUCUACUCGGUGUCGUCCUUACCGUCCUUUGAGAUGGUGCAAGUAAUCCGCGAGAAGAUUCUGAAUCAUUUGGGUACCGAAUCAGUCCCUAUAGUCAUCGUCGGUAACAAGAGCGAUCUCCGUCCCGAGCAACGACAAGUCAGCCCAGAGGAAGGCAAGAGGGUAGCAGAGAAGAUUCAAUGCGGAUGGACCGAGGCUAGCGCACGAUACAACGAGAAUGUCGGAAAGGCCUUUGAUAUCUUGAUUGCUGAGAUUGAAAAGGCCCAAAAUCCAGGCGAGGCGGCAGAGGGGGGCAAAUGCAUUCUUAUGUAGGAAAUUAGAGAGAUCACUACAUAAAUUACACUUAUUUUCAAACCCA
Messenger RNA from Colletotrichum godetiae, 1004 nucleotides. Its product is annotated as ras family protein. NCBI's taxonomy places the organism in Eukaryota, Fungi, Ascomycota, Sordariomycetes, Glomerellales, Glomerellaceae. Gene Ontology annotation, molecular function: GDP binding; GTP binding; GTPase activity. Gene Ontology annotation, biological process: small GTPase-mediated signal transduction. The transcript has 4 exons. Bases 398 to 958 code for a protein of 186 amino acids. The record is from RefSeq and is a predicted model, not a curated record. Gene Ontology annotation, cellular component: plasma membrane.